AUGACGUGCCUCCUUGCCGGUUCUGUCGGGAACAACCUUCUCUGGUGCUUGACGUGGGCGACGGUGAAACAAUCAAUUCACACCUGCGUGUCAACUGAGGAGGAAAAGGCGAGGUGUAGGGCGGGCAAACAAGCAAGCGGGUCACAUUCACAUCCGCCAAUGAAUGGGGACAAGGUUCAAAGCCUGUCAACUGCCCACUUCUUAUUCACCUCAUUCUACGACAACUUACUAUGCACUCUGGAUUGCCGACUGAACUGCCACGACAAACGCCUUUCCUGUUCCAGCAACACAUCAUUGGUCACCUCUAAACAACUCACUUUCUGCAUACCCCACACUUCUCAAGCACGCGCCACCUCGUGUGCAGACGACAAUGAAGUGGUGGGUGCAGGUGUGGUGGUGAUCUACAGAACCAAUUAUUCACUCGAUGAAGGCCAAACAAUUACGCCCGAGAUCUGUCCACUCGACACAGCUCAAGUGGAAGUCACGCGAGGAUAA
Molecule: messenger RNA, 495 nt
Organism: Echinococcus granulosus
Lineage: Eukaryota; Metazoa; Platyhelminthes; Cestoda; Cyclophyllidea; Taeniidae
Exons: 1
Coding region: 1-495 (164 amino acids)
Source: RefSeq, a predicted model, not a curated record